CAAGUGGCAGACCCCUUCCCCAGCCUCAGUUUGCAGCUGCCUCAGGCAGGGAGCAUCUCUGUCCCCAGACUGAGGUUCAAGAGCCACAGCCAUGCCGCAUCUCGGGGCCCUGUUUCUGCUGCUGACCGCCUGCCUGGUGGUGUGUGCCAACCCUGUGCCAACACUACUGGGAAACAUCCAAGUGCAGGAGAACUUUAACAUCUCUAGGUUCUACGGGAAAUGGUUCGGCGUGAUGGUGGCCACCACCUGCCCAUGGCUGACGAGGUUCAACAACAGGCUGACCACAAGCUUGCUGACGCUGAGAGAGGGAGCGACGGAGACGCAGAUCAACACGACCAGCACUCGUUGGAUAAAUGGCGCCUGUGAGGAGAUCUCUGAGACUUAUGAGAAAGCAGACAUUAAUGGAAAGUUCUUCCAUCAGAAACCAAAAUGGAACCUCACCCUAGAGUCCUAUGUGGUCUACACCAACUACGACGAGUAUGCUAUUAUUCUGACUAAGAAAUUCAGCCCCCGCUAUGGACACAGCGUUACCGCCAAGCUCUAUGGGCGGAGGCCUCAGCUCCGGGAAAGCCUGCUGGAGGAAUUCAGGGAGUUCGCCCUGGGUAUAGGCAUCCCCAAGAAGUCUACCUUCACAGUGGAGAACAGAGGAGAGUGUGUCCCUGGGGAUCAGGAACCAGAGCCCACUCUACCCGCAGCAAGAGCCCGGCGGGCUGUGCUGCCCCAGGAAGAGGAAGGAUCGGGGGCUGGGCAACUAGUAACUGAUUUAAAGAAGAAAGAAGAUUCCUGCCAGCUAGGCUAUGCAGAAGGUCCUUGCUUGGGGAUGAACAAGAGGUAUUUCUAUAAUGGCUCGUCCAUGGCCUGCGAGACUUUCCAAUAUGGCGGCUGCCUGGGCAAUGGCAACAACUUCAUCUCAGAGAAGGAGUGUCUACAGACCUGCCGAACUGUGGCGGCCUGCAAUCUCCCCAUAGUCCGUGGCCCCUGUCAAGGCUCCGUCCAGCUCUGGGCAUUUGACGCUGUACAGGGGAAGUGCAUCCUUUUCACCUAUGGAGGCUGCCAAGGCAACGGCAACAAGUUCUACUCGGAGAAGGAGUGCAAGGAGUACUGUGGUGUCCCUGGUGACGGGGAUGAGGAACUGCUGCGCUUCUCCAACUGACCAGUCCAAGGCCAGAGGUCCACAGGCCAGAGGGCGGCAGGGAGGCUGCAGGCUCCACAUGGGACAGGCCGGGCCAAGAGACCUGGGUUCAAAUAAAAACCAAACUGUGGGCUCCUGAAAGCCCAUGUCUUGAC
This is a messenger RNA of Rhinolophus ferrumequinum (greater horseshoe bat), 1287 nucleotides long. It is a transcript of the gene AMBP, whose product is annotated as alpha-1-microglobulin/bikunin precursor. Gene Ontology annotation, cellular component: plasma membrane; cell surface. Gene Ontology annotation, molecular function: serine-type endopeptidase inhibitor activity. Bases 92 to 1153 code for a protein of 353 amino acids. The transcript has 11 exons. Lineage: Eukaryota; Metazoa; Chordata; Mammalia; Chiroptera; Rhinolophidae. The record is from RefSeq and is a predicted model, not a curated record.